GCUGGGAGCGCGUGGCGCCUUCAGGGUCGACCCCUCCUCGCGCUCUGACCCGCCGCCUCAAUGGGACUGUAAGAAGUGCAGGAGACACUUUCAGACAACAGGACACCCGAGGACGCUGGCUGCCGUCCCUUUGCCCACCUACAAGUGGUCCACCGCCAUGACUUCCACCACAGACUUCGACAAUGUGGAGAUCACGCAGCAGUACCGCAACAUCAACACUCGCUUUGAGCUCUGUGAUGAGGAGCUGGACAUGGACAACAGCUCGGCCAGGCUGUUCGAACGCUCGCGCAUCAAGGCCCUAGCAGAUGAGCGUGAGGCAGUGCAGAAGAAGACCUUCACAAAAUGGGUCAACUCAAUCCUGUCCCGAGUUGGCUGUCGCAUCUCCGAUCUGUACCUGGACCUGCGGGAUGGACGCAUGCUCAUCAAACUGCUGGAGGUGCUGUCAGGAGAACGACUGCCGAAACCCACUAAAGGCCGAAUGCGUAUCCACUGUUUGGAAAAUGUGGACAAGGCCCUGCAGUUUCUCAAAGAGCAGAGGGUUCACCUGGAGAACAUGGGCUCCCAUGACAUUGUCGACGGCAAUCAUCGCCUUAUCCUGGGGCUCAUAUGGACCAUCAUCCUGCGUUUCCAGAUCCAGGACAUCAUCGUGGAAACGGGCCAAGCAGACCAGAAGGAGACACACUCAGCUAAAGAUGCUCUUCUUCUGUGGUGUCAGAUGAAAACUGCUGGGUACCCGAAUGUCAACAUCACAAACUUCACUACCAGCUGGAAGGAUGGAAUGGCCUUCAACGCUCUCAUACACAAACACCGGCCAGAUCUGGUGGACUAUAACAAACUGAAAAGGUCCAAUCCGACCCACAACCUCCAGAGCGCCUUCAGUGUGGCGGAGCAGAAGCUCGGCGUCACCAAACUGUUGGACCCAGAAGAUGUUUUCACAGAGAAUCCAGAUGAGAAAUCCAUUAUCACAUACGUCGUGGCGUUUUAUCACUACUUCUCAAAGAUGAAGCAGCUCGCAGUCGAGGGAAAACGAGUUGGAAAGGUUCUGGAUCAAGCUAUCGAGACAGAGAAGCUGAUUGAUAAGUACGAGACGCUGGCGUCAGACUUGCUGACAUGGAUCGAGCAGACCAUCAUUGUGCUGAACAACAGGAAGCUUGCCAAUUCUCUGAGUGGAGUCCAGCAGCAGCUUCAGGCCUUCAACACCUACCGCACUGUCGAGAAGCCGCCCAAGUUCCAGGAGAAAGGCAAUUUGGAGGUGCUGCUGUUCACCAUCCAUAGUCGUAUGAGGGCCAACAAUCAGAGGGUCUACACCCCUAAAGAGGGAGCGCUGGUUUCAGAUAUCAACAGGGCCUGGGAGCGUCUGGAAAGAGCGGAGCACGAGCGGGAGCGCCUCCUGAGAGAGGAGCUGAUCAGGCAGGAGAAGCUGGAGCAGAUGGCCCGCAGGUUCGACAGGAAGGCCGCCAUGAGGGAGACCUGGCUUCUGGAAAACCAGAGACUGGUUGCUCAGGAUAACUUUGGCUACGACCUGCCUGCAGUGGAAGCAGCGAAGAAGAAGCACGAUGCCAUUGAGACGGACAUCGCAGCAUACGAGGAGCGCGUCCAGGCGCUGCUCAACAUCUCCAAAGAGCUGGAGUCGGAGCGUUAUCAUGACGCCAAGCGGAUCGAUGUGCGAAAAGACAACAUCCUCCGUCUGUGGGACUACUUGCAGGAGCUGCUGAGGGCUCGACGGGGGCGCCUGGACAUGAACUUGACUCUGCAGAGGAUCUUCCAGGAGAUGCUGCACAUCAUCAGCUGGAUGGAUGACAUGAAGGCUCGGCUGUUCUCCCCUGAUUUUGGAAAACAUUUGCUGGAGGUGGAAGACUUGUUGCAAAAACACGCUCUGUUAGAGAACGACAUCGCGUUGCAGGCAGAGAGAGUGCACGGUGCCAGCGCUGCUGCUCUGAAGUUUGCAAAUGGAGACAGCUAUAAGCCAUGUGACCCUCAGGUGAUCCGGGACAGGGUGCAGCAUUUGGACCUGUGCUACCGUGAGCUACGUUCGCUCGCCGCACAGCGACGAGCUCGACUGGAGCAGUCCCGCCGCUUCUGGAACCUCAUGUGGGAGGCGACUGAGCUGGAAAGCUGGAUCAGGGAGAAGGAGCACAUUUUCUCCUCCCUGGAUUACGGCAAAGAUCUGACGAGUGUGCUGGUCCUCCAGAGCAAACACAGCGCCUUCGAGGAUGAACUCAGAGCCCGUCACGCCAAUCUGGAGCAGAUCUUGGCAGAGGGGGAGAAGAUGAUUCAGGCCAAUCACUUUGGAUCCCCAAAGAUUCAAGAGUGCCUGGACAGCAUCAGACGACAGUGGCAGCAACUGGAGGAGCUGGCUGCGUUUCGAAAGCAGAAUCUGCAGGAUACCCAGACAUUCUUCCAGUUUCAGGGCGAUGCUGAUGACCUGAAGGCCUGGCUGCUGGAUGCCAAGAGGCAGAUGAGCAGCAGCGAUGCAGGUCAUGAUGAAUACACGACUCAGCGGCUGCUGAAAAAUCACAACAACCUGAAAAAUGAAGCGAUCAAGAAUGGAGCCACCAUCGAUGCGCUCUCCAAACAGGCCAACGCGCUGCCAGAGGAGCUGCAGAACACCCCUGACAUUCAGAGGCGUCUGAAAGACAUCAAGGACCUUUACAUGGAGCUUCUGACUCUAAGUGACUUGAGACAGCAGAAGCUGGAGGAUGCCAUGUCUCUGUACACCAUCUUCAGCGAGACAGAUUCUUGUGAGCUGUGGAUGAGCCAGAAGGAGACGUGGUUGGUGGGGUUAGAAGUGCCUGAGAAGCUGGAGGACUUGGAAGUGGUGCAGAACAGGUUAAGCAGUUUAGCUCAAGAUAUGGGAAAUGUUCAGGUGAGGGUGGACAACGUGAACAAAGCUGCGAAACAGCUCGAGGACAGCAGACACCCCCGCACCAAAGACAUCAAGGAAUGUCAGGAGCGACUGAACACCAGAUGGGAGGCCUUCAGGGCUAUGGUGGAGGAGAAGAAGAAGAAAGUCGAUUCUGCUGUUAGUCUGCACAACUAUGGACUGGAGUGUGACGAGACAGAAGCCUGGAUCAAAGAAAAGACCCGAGUCAUCGAGUCCACGCAGGAACUGGGUAAUGACCUGGCGGCUGUCAUGACCAUCCAGAGGAAGCUGUUUGGCAUAGAGAGAGAUUUGGCUGCCAUCAACACCAAGCUUACCUUCCUGGGGACAGAGGCUGAGCAGCUGGCUCAGGACCACCCGGAGAAUGCAGCAGAGAUCUUGUCCCGACGAGGAGAACUGGACAGAGCCUGGGACAAGCUUAGGAAGACCCUUAAAGACAGGGAGGAUUCUUUGGGCGAAGUCAGUAAGUUACAGACCUUCCUUCAAGACAUGGAUGACUUCCAGUCUUGGCUUUUUAAGACCCAGAAGGCUGUGGCUUCUGAGGAAAUGCCCACCUCUCUGCAAGAAACAGAGGAGCUGCUGAGUCUUCACCACAACGUGCGUGAAGACAUAAACAACCAUGAAGAGGACUACCACCGUGUCAGGGACACUGGAGCUCAGGUCACGCAGGGUCUGGAGGAUGAUCCUCAGUACCAGCAGCUCGAGGAGAGGCUGAAAGGUUUGGAUCGCGGCUGGUAUGAGCUCCAGAAGAUGUGGGACAGUCGCAAGAACUUGCUCGACCAGGGUCUGGGUUUCCAGCAGUUCCUGAGGGAUGGCAAAGCUGUGGAGGCCAUCCUCAACAAUCAGAUGACAGAGAAGCAGGUUCGUGAUCGGGCCCGGGAGCUGGAGGAGCUCCAAGAAGCAGUCAGGAGGCACGGCGGGGGGAGGGACGACCAGUCGGAGCUGGAGGCCGAGCAGCAGGUCCUGCAGACGGAGUUCCAGCAGCUCCUCACUCCUCUAUCCCAGCGCAGGAGCCGACUGGAAGCAGCCAGAGAUGUCCAUCAGUUCUGCAGAGACCUGGCCGACGAGCUCCUCUGGAUCGAGGAGAGGAUGCCUCUGGCCAUGUCACAGGAGCACGGCAACAACCUGCAAACUGUUCAGAUGUUGCUGAACAGGAACCAGACGCUGCAGAGAGAGAUUGAGGGCCACCAGCCUCGAGUUGACGAAGUCCUUGAGCGCGGCGGGAGGAUGGCCUCCGGCGCAGAGGACAGGUUGGAGGAAGAGCGGAUCACGGAGCAGCUGGAGGAGCUGCAGGAGGCCUGGGCCCGGCUGCAGGAUGAACUGGACCAGCGCAGAGACAGGCUGAAUGGCUCCAGCUUGGCCCAGCAGUAUUACAACGACGCCGACGAAGCUGAAGCCUGGAUCUGGGAGCAGGAGCUCUACAUGAUCGCUGACGAGAAGGCCAAGGAUGAACAAAGCGCGAUGCUGAUGCUGAAGCGCCACAUGAUCCUGAAGCAAGGCGUGGACGAUUACGCCGACUCCAUUCAGACGCUGGCUGAGCGAGCCCAGAAGAUGUUUGCAGAGGACCAUCCUGACGGUGAGGAGAUCAUGGGGCGUCAGGGCCAGGUAGAUAGACAGUAUGCAGGUCUGAGGGAACUGGCAGAGGACCGCAGGAAGAAGAUGAACCACGCCUACCAUCACUUCCUGCUGAGCAGAGAGGUGGAGGACCUGGAGCACUGGAUCGCAGAGAAAGACGUGGUGGCCUCCUCUCAGGAGAUGGGUCAGGACCUGGACCAUGUCACGCUCCUGAGGGACAAGUUCAGAGACUUUGCACGGGAGACGGGGAUGGUGGGUCAAGAGCGAGUGGAUUUCGUCAACCAGACGAUCGACGAGCUCAUCGAAGGUGGACACAGCGAGUCGGCCACCCUGGCAGAAUGGAAGGACGGCGUCAACGAGAGCUGGGCUGACCUCCUGGAGCUCAUCGACACCCGCGCUCAGCUCCUAACGGCGUCUUACGACCUGCUCAAGUACUUUGAUGAUGGAAAGGAGCUGGUGGCUCAGAUCCAUGAGAAGCAGAAGGAGCUGCCUGAAGACGUGGGAGAAGAUUUCAGUAAAGCUGAGUCCUUCCACAGAAUGCACGCCGCCUUCGAGAGAGACAUCACUGCUUUGGGCAAACAGGUGCAACAGUUCCAGGAAACAGCCUCACGGCUUCAUGCUCAGUAUGCUGGGGACAGAGCAGACGCCAUCCGGACCACUGAGAAGGAGGUGGUAGAUGCCUGGAAGGGUCUGCUGGACGCCUCUGACGGCCGCCGAACACAGCUGGUGGACACGGCUGAGAAGUUUCGCUUUUUCAGCAUGGUGCGAGACCUAAUGGCCUGGAUGGAGAGCAUAAUCCAGCAGAUAGAGACUCAGGAGAAGCCCAGGGAUGUGUCAUCUGUGGAGUUGCUUCAGAAGUACCACCAGGGGAUACGCUCGGAGAUUGAAACCCGGGCAGCAAAGUUCACACACUGCAUAGACCUCGGCAAGUCUAUGCUGAGCCGCAAGCAUCGAGACUCUGCUGAGGUCACAGAGAAACUGGUUCAGCUGAUUGAGAAAAGGAAGGAAAUGAUGUUCAAGUGGGAUGACAGAUGGGACUGGCUCCGACUUUUGCUGGAGGUGUGUCAGUUUGCACGAGAUGCUUCUGUUGCCGAGGCCUGGCUCGUUGCUCAGGAGCCGUACGUGGCCAGUAAGGACCUGGGUCACACCGUGGACGAGGUCGAGAAGCUCCUCAAGAGGCACGAAGCCUUCGAGAAGUCCACAGCCACCUGGGAGGAACGAUUCUCUGCGCUGGAGCGCCUCACCACCCUUGAGCUGUUGGCGUUGAGGAAGCAGCAGCAGGAGAUGGAGCAGUUUAUGAAAGAUGAACGCUCAGAGAAAGACAGCAGGAGAGAAGACACGGGCUUCGUAGAAGAGUCUUCACAGCUGUGCACCACGGAGGAGCACACUCUGUCUGGAGCGGUGGAGCCAAGUCUGAGUCAGCUGGAAGGAGCUGCUGGGGAACCCACGGUGCCCAUUGAUUCAGAAAUGAGGGCAAGUGUCUCUCUGGAGCUGGACCCCCCGGUCUCUGUUAUUCCAGAGGAGGCUGAGAGGGCGGCCACCAUGCCCACGGCGCCCCUGCCAUCCCAGAUAAUACAGGAGGGCAUGCUCUGCCGCAAACAUGACGUGGAGGGCUCUGGGAAGAAGGCGUCCAACAGGUCCUGGAACAACUUGUACUGUGUUCUGAAGGCCGGGCAGCUCUCCGUCUAUAAGGAUGCUAAAGGUUUUGGGCACGGGGGGACGUAUCAUGGGGAGGACCCUCUGUCCCUCGGAAGCGCCAGCUGGGAGAUCCUCACCAACUACAAGAAGAAGAAGCACGUUGCCACGCUUCGUCUUGCAGACGGCAGUGAAUAUUUGUUCCAGUGUAAAGACGACGACGAGCUCCAGCGCUGGAGCCAGGCCAUGGAGCAGGCCGUUCACACAGCAGAGGAGGCACCGGGGCCCUCAGGGGCCACAACCCACAGCCUGCCCGCCCCCGCUGCGCCCCCUGAGCCCAGCUCUGCCAAGAAGGACAAGGAGAAGAAGUUCAAUCGCUUUGCCAAGAAGAAGUGAAGCUGGAAGGCCAUCAGGAGGGAACGUCGCCAUGGCAACCUGGAUGGAAGAGAACAGAUGUGUUCGAUGUUUUUACCACUAGAUGUUUUUUAUAUUGUAGGACAAUAAAUCUUAGAGUUUACGUAGAAACACGCUGUUGCCUGUAUGUAAGCCACUUUUCAAAGGUCUUUUUUUCCCUUCUGUGUGUUCUUUUAAUAAAUUCAAACAUCAAUUAAAGCACAGGAAUGCUUCACACUCAACCAAA
Nematolebias whitei (Rio pearlfish) is the source of this 6731-nucleotide messenger RNA. RefSeq names its product spectrin, beta, erythrocytic (gene sptb). Gene Ontology annotation, biological process: actin cytoskeleton organization. Gene Ontology annotation, molecular function: phospholipid binding; structural constituent of cytoskeleton; actin filament binding. NCBI's taxonomy places the organism in Eukaryota, Metazoa, Chordata, Actinopteri, Cyprinodontiformes, Rivulidae. The record is from RefSeq and is a predicted model, not a curated record. Gene Ontology annotation, cellular component: spectrin; cortical actin cytoskeleton; cell projection.